This is a messenger RNA of Sclerotinia borealis F-4128, 1488 nucleotides long. Lineage: Eukaryota; Fungi; Ascomycota; Leotiomycetes; Helotiales; Sclerotiniaceae. The record is from the annotation of a GenBank genome assembly.
AUGCAGCAACCUCCUGCGUGGGUAAUAGCCUCGUGGCCUACACCAAAUUAUGUCGAUCCGGAAACACAUGGGGUUCUUUAUUUUGAGUCUGCUGGCAGAUCUCAAGUUCAUGUGGAUUCGACAUCAAUACGAUAUCCCGCAAAGCCAUAUAGAAUUCGGGCUCAAAAUGGUCCUUAUAAUAGAGAUUAUGUUCGCAUCCGCAUGCACUUUUACAAAACUGUCCAUGUUAUUGCUUGUCCGCCGCAUGUUGACCAGUGCCCCGAAAUUCUGGCGAAGGGUUACUCUAGCUGCUAUUUGUAUAGUGGGGUUGCAGGGAAGCAUCUUUUGUAUUGUCUUGGUGUUUCAAUACCCCCGCAAGAUUACUGGAAAGUGACCAUUGAUCCUCAGCCGAAUUGUAUCAAUCAAUCCUCUACACUCCUAGUCGCAGGAAUCGUCAAUACCCUUACCGAUUUCCUAGUCGUACUCCUUCCUAUCCGUACUGUGUACUUGACCAACCUCCCCCGCCGCCAAAGCCUCAUCGUCUCCUUCCUCUUCACUCUUGGCCUCCUCUCCUGCUUCGCGGGUGUCGUCCGCACCUACUAUAUGUAUCACGUUACCCAAGUAUGGGAUCAAGUAUGGGCAUCGUAUCCCGUGUGGAUCACUGCAGCCGUUGAAUUAUACAUUGGAAUUAUAUGCACCUCCAUCCCCGCAACCAAAGCAUUCUUCGUAGCCUACAUUCCCAAAUUCUUCAACUCUCACCCCUCACACACCUCACGCGCUUCGUUCGUCAACGACAACUUCAACCUCACAUGCAAUUCCAAAGGCGAAGUACACCCCACACCCACACCGGGCCUCGGCAUCAUAUCGACUCUGAAAUCCCAUUCCAAUUCUCGUUCCCCAUUCCAUUCCAAGAUCCUCAGCAGUAAAAAUUCGAAAACUCCCCUGAGCGCCGAUAAUUCUAUCAACGACCGUACAGUAGGUACGAGUAUCUUCGAACUUUCAAGCAUGAAAAGUACUAGUUGGGCAGAAGAAGAAGGCGGCAUAGAUGAAGAAAUGGGAAUGGGAGUGGAAAUCGGCACCGCAUCUUUCGUUUCUUCGAAUAGUAAUAGUAACGACCAUCACGAUAAUCACGAGCCUCUUCAUAGUCAUAGCAUCGGAAGAGGAAUACUAGGAUCGAUACGUCGAGAUAGGGGUCCAGAUCGAGAUAAAAAUAGGCCUAGCGAAAAUUCCAGCAAAAUCACUACUAGCGAGCAGGAGCAGGAGCAGGAGUCCAAAAAAGGAGGGACUAGCACCCAGAGUAGGGAUUUGGAUAUAGAAAAACAAAUUGGUUCUCGGGAGAACGGGAAUGAGAAUGAGAAUGAGAACGAAAAGGAUAUGGGAAUGGGGAUGGAAAUGGAAAAGCAGGGAGGUUGGGAUAUACAUAUUGAUGUAGUGACGACGGUAGAAGUUGGAGAGGAACAUUUGCGUGUGCAUGAGAAAGAGAAAGAGAGGUAUAAACGGAGACUGUGA